Molecule: messenger RNA, 404 nt
Organism: Dentiscutata erythropus
Lineage: Eukaryota; Fungi; Glomeromycota; Glomeromycetes; Diversisporales; Gigasporaceae
Source: the annotation of a GenBank genome assembly
CGACUCAACCAAACGGACGUAAGCAACAUACAGCGACACUGAUACCCGAUGGGAAAAUUAUUUUUAUAGGUGGAGUGAAUAACCUUGAUGUAGCACAGCUCGAUAUUUAUGACACAAUUGCAGAUCAAUGGUCGCAGAAGAGUGCAACUAUAUCUGGAUCUGUUUUUUCUCGAUGGGGUCAUACAGCUACUCUUACAACUAAUAAUCGAAGUAUAAUAAUGUACGGAGGCCAAUCAUAUAACUCUGUCCCAAUAGGCAGCAUUGCAAUUUUGGAUCUUACCACUUAUGUAUGGACUAAUACUACACCUUCUGGAGAUCCUGAUGAUAUGCCAAUAAUUUCACCGAGCUUCCAUACGGCUGCUCUUUAUAAUGAUUAUGUAUUUUUUACAUUUGGUAAGCACUAA